AUGAAGACCCCGGCAGACACAGGGUUUGCCUUCCCGGACUGGGCCUACAAGCCCGAGUCGUCGCCCGGCUCGAGGCAGAUCCAGCUGUGGCACUUCAUCCUGGAGCUGCUGCGGAAGGAGGAGUACCAGGGCGUCAUCGCCUGGCAGGGGGACUACGGGGAGUUCGUCAUCAAGGACCCCGACGAAGUGGCCCGGCUCUGGGGUGUCCGCAAGUGCAAGCCCCAGAUGAACUACGACAAGCUGAGCCGGGCCCUGCGCUAUUAUUAUAACAAACGCAUUCUGCACAAAACUAAGGGGAAACGGUUCACCUACAAAUUCAACUUCAACAAACUGGUGCUUGUUAACUACCCUUUCAUUGAUGUGGGGCUGGCUGGGGGUGCGGUGCCCCAGAGCGCCCCUCCAGUGCCAUCGGGCGGCAGCCACUUCCGAUUCCCUCCUUCAACACCCUCCGAGGUGCUGUCCCCCACCGAGGAUCCCCGCUCGCCACCAGCCUGCUCUUCGUCCUCAUCCUCCCUCUUCUCGGCUGUGGUGGCCCGACGCCUGGGCCGCGGCUCGGUCAGUGACUGUAGCGAUGGCACUUCAGAGCUGGAGGAGCCCCUGGGAGAGGACCCUCGGGCCCGACCACCAGGCCCUCCGGAGCUGGGUGCCUUCCGCGGGCCUCCGCUGGCCCGCCUGCCCCACGACCCUGGCGUCUUCCGUGUUUACCCCCGGCCCCGGGGUGGCCCUGAGCCCCUGAGCCCCUUCCCUGUGUCCCCUCUGGCUGGGCCCGGCUCCCUGUUACCGCCUCAGCUCUCACCAGCUCUGCCCAUGACGCCCACCCACCUAGCCUACACGCCCUCGCCCACGCUGAGCCCCAUGUAUCCCAGUGGUGGCGGGGGCCCCAGUGGCUCAGGGGGAGGCUCCCACUUCUCCUUCAGCCCCGAGGACAUGAAACGGUACCUGCAGGCCCACACCCAAAGCGUCUACAACUACCACCUCAGCCCCCGCGCCUUCCUGCACUACCCUGGGCUGGUGGUGCCCCAGCCCCAGCGCCCUGACAAGUGCCCGCUGCCACCCAUGGCACCCGAGACCCCACCGGUCCCCUCGUCAGCCUCGUCGUCCUCCCCAUUCAAGUUUAAGCUCCAGCCACCCCCACUGGGACGCCGGCAGCGGGCAGCUGGCGAGAAGGCUCCAGUGGGCGCCGACAAGAGCGGCGGCGUUGGCAGUGGUGGCGGCACCGGUGGGCUGGCUGAGGGGGUGGGGGCGCUGGCCCCACCACCACCGCCGCCACCGCCGCCGCAGAUCAAGGUGGAACCUAUUUCGGAAGGGGAGUCAGAGGAGGUGGAGGUGACGGACAUAAGUGACGAGGAUGAGGAAGAUGGAGAGGUGUUCAAGACGCCUCGUGCGCCCCCUGUGCCCCCCAAGCCUGAGCCGGGCGAGGCACUGGGGGCCACGCAGUGCAUGCCCCUCAAGCUGCGCUUUAAACGCCGCUGGAGUGAAGACUGUCGCCUGGAGGGGGGCGGGGGCUCCGCCGGGGGCCUCGAGGAUGAGGGUGAGGACAAGAAGGUGCGAGGGGAGGCUGGGGGUCCCCUUACCCCGAGGCGGGUGAGCUCUGACCUCCAGCACGCCACAGCCCAGCUCUCCCUGGAGCAUCGAGAUUCCUGA
Molecule: messenger RNA, 1644 nt
Organism: Pipistrellus nathusii (Nathusius's pipistrelle)
Lineage: Eukaryota; Metazoa; Chordata; Mammalia; Chiroptera; Vespertilionidae
Source: the annotation of a GenBank genome assembly